Molecule: messenger RNA, 1208 nt
Organism: Amphimedon queenslandica
Lineage: Eukaryota; Metazoa; Porifera; Demospongiae; Haplosclerida; Niphatidae
Product: probable tyrosine-protein phosphatase F54C8.4
Exons: 10
Coding region: 44-1168 (374 amino acids)
Biological process (GO): protein dephosphorylation
Molecular function (GO): polynucleotide 5'-phosphatase activity
Source: RefSeq, a predicted model, not a curated record
AGGUGGGUGGGGCUACUUGUCACUUUGCAUUUGCAGCAAAAAAAUGAUGAAAGUUCCCGACAGGUGGUUGGAUUAUACUCCUUUAAAAGAUCAUAUAGAAGGAACUAGAAUAAUAGCGAUAAAGACACCACUCAAAGAAUUUUUCAAUACAGGACUGACUAGUGAGGAGAUGGCAAAGAGAAGAAUAGAUACUGGAGUGCCAGUAGAGAAAGAAUUCACAUCCACUCAGUUGGUGAGAAUGCUACAAUCGAAAAAUUUAAACCUGGGACUUGUAAUUGAUUUAACAAACACCGAUCGUUACUACAGCUGGAAGUCUUUUGAAGACUUGGGUAUCGAACAUUACAAGCUACGCUGUCCAGGACACGAAAUCCCUUCAGAAGAAAUAUACAAAAGUUUUAGUGAAAGGUUAUCUCGAUUUCUUUCCAAAGAGAGCAAUGAAUAUGUUGCAGUACACUGUACUCAUGGUGUUAACAGAACAGGCUAUUUGAUAUGCAGAUAUCUAGUUGAGCACUGUGGUUUUGAAACUGAAGAUGCCAUCAAAAAAUUUGGUGAUGCAAGGGGCCACAGUAUGGAACGAGAGAAUUACCUCAAGGAUUUGAGAAAACUUGUUAACGAGGGAGACAAGAGUAACAACGAAACCGGGAUUCACUUGAAACACAUGCCAAAAGAAAGAACAAGGCGAGACUAUAGAGAGAGAAGUAUUUCGCCAAAGCCCGUUUCAAAUUUUGAUCAACAAAGCUCUAGAAGAGAGACGUAUUGUGAUGCUGAUUGGAGAUCAAGUGAGAAAUGGAGGUCACCAUGGAGCAGCAGCUAUUACGGCAGAAGUAGAGACAGUGAUUACUGGAGAAGAAGCUACCAGUAUUAUGACAGAUAUGGGCAGAGGAGCUAUCACCUAGGUGAUACUGACUGGAGAAGAAACUAUGAUCAUCAUCAUUAUGGGUAUGAUUCUCACUAUCAGCCACCACAUCAAAGAAGAGAUCACCAUCACUAUGAAAGUGGUCCAAGAUAUGGUCAUAGUCAUGAACAGGAUAGAAGUCUGUAUAGAGAUUUUUUUGAUACGAAACCCAACGGAGAAGAUUUCAGUUCAGGGUCACAGGCCAGCAGGAGUCAUGAAUACAGCUACUGGUGCCCACAGGGAAGGCCACCUUCCUCUCGAACACAAAGUUGAUUGUAUAUAAUGAUAAUAUGUAAUUGUUAUUUCAAUAAUA